Molecule: messenger RNA, 4722 nt
Organism: Wyeomyia smithii (pitcher-plant mosquito)
Lineage: Eukaryota; Metazoa; Arthropoda; Insecta; Diptera; Culicidae
Gene: Sfmbt
Product: polycomb protein Sfmbt
Exons: 8
Coding region: 314-4060 (1248 amino acids)
Biological process (GO): heterochromatin formation; regulation of DNA-templated transcription
Cellular component (GO): nucleus
Molecular function (GO): zinc ion binding
Source: RefSeq, a predicted model, not a curated record
UUUCAAACAUUCUGCGUUCUGUCUGGCCGUCAGUCAGCGUAUUAUUUCGGCCUCGCGCUUUUCACGUAUCGUUCGGUGAAGGAAAAAAACCUAUCGUCGUCUGUUGGUGGUGAGAAAGAAAGCAAAGCCCAACAGCAGCAACUAGGAAAAGAAGAACAAUCGAGGAAAAAUUUACAAAAUUACUAAUUUUCGACGUCGGUGCGUGUGUUGUUUGAUUAUUCCUGUAAAAUUUGUGUACAAAUUGUGCAGGAAAGUUGCGAAAAGCUAUCCGGAGGAGUUUGUCCGUCGCCAGAUAUGUGCAGCUAGUUGAAAUAUGAACGUUUUCAACCAAGUGAUACCUAGUAUGAAUCCACAAGAGCUAAGUACUAUGGUUUGGAUGGGACAGUUCGCCUCGCCUCUGGAUGAAAACCUGACCAAUCUCUAUGGACAGCCUAUGCCAGCGGUUAUGGACGAUAUCACGCAACAAACGCCCUCGAUGGACAUGAACCCAGCCAUCGGUCCGCUUAUCGGUGACUACAGUGGCCACGUAACGGCAAUCCCAACACCAGCAACGGCCCUUGCUACGAUUUCCAAUUCCGAGCUGGCCAUCACCAAUCCAGAACUGUUUAAUCUCCAGCAGCAGCAGUUGCAAUUACAGCAACAACUUAGUCUAGGGAAUUACAGUUUUCUCGAGCAAAGUGGUCUCGCUAGUCAGUUGGCAGGUACCGGAGCAGGUGGAAGCGUUGUUGGAGGGGUGAACGAUGCGGAUGAUUCGGUAGGAGGAACUCGGAUGGUUGAUGACGAUGACGAAGACGAUGGCCUGAACGAUGAAGAGCAUGCAAUGCAAACAUACGAACAAUACCAACGAAUGGUAGAAGCUAGUAGUGAAUUCCUAUCUGUUGCUGGCCAGGAGAACCUGUUGAAUUACAAGCUAAUGAAUGAAACUCAACUGCUUCAGCCGCAAGGCAAUUUUCUUGACUACGAUGGAUGCACGAACGACGACGAUUCUUCGAGUCCUCCCGGCGGACAGCACGACGAUAUCAAGGUAAUCGAUUAUGCCCAGCACAUUGCCGUAGCGGCAACUGCCGCAUCUGGAGCGUCCGGUGCAACACAGGGCGGGGGUGGUGAACCCAGUGGAACGUCGAUACGAUUUCCGAACAAAAAAAUCAAACCAGUCAAGCGGCCCGGGUUGGUCCUGAAGACACCAAUUGCCUAUAAAGGCGACAGCGAUCCAUCGGUGAUUCCAAUUCAGCGCGAUGGAAUGGCAAUUUGUGAAAAGUGCGGUGCAAUCGGCGUAAAGCACUCAUUCUACACCAAGCAACGCCGGUUUUGUAGCAUGACUUGUGCCCGAUCAUUCGACGCGUUACGUUUGUACAACAGUACCAACAACAACAGCAGCAGCAGUAAUAGCAGUGGCACCGCUGGAAAUAACAGUUCUUCCACUGUCAGCAGCAAAUCACUAACCGUCACCUUGCAAGAGAGCAUCCCUUCGCUGGCAACUCCGUCAGCUUUGCCACCGGAACAACUAAUAGACGAUUCAGCUGACGAAGCGGAGUCUGCUAAUGCGGCUCAAGCUAGUGUCGGAGCAGACAUCGUCGACAGCAAGCAUCUUCUGCAUCAGCAGCAACUACAACUCCAGCAACAGUUGGCGCUGCAGCAUCAGGUUCAACAGUUACAGCAACACCAACAACAACAGCAGCAAGUACAAAAUAUCAGCUAUAGAUUCAAAAUGUCUCAAAUAGGCGACAAUAGUAACCACGGUGUAAAUAGCGACAAAACAAUCAGCCACGAAAUCGUGCCCCAGGAUGAAAUCCCGCAACUUCCUAGGGGUGCACGAUUGCCUUCGCCUUGUGCUCAGGAUGAAAGAAUUAUCAGCAUUCGAAGAAAGCCUUCGGAAUUUAUCAACUCGUUCGAUUGGACCCCUUCGCUGGCAGAUCCGACCUUUUUCGCCGCACCGGUCACCUGCUUUCGGCAUGCUCCUGGCUAUGAGAUGUGGCCAAAUGUUGUAAUUGGCAUGAAAGUCGAAGUGGAGAACACGGAUUGCGACGCUCAGCAGGCUUUGAUCGGCGGGACACCGCAUUCGUUUUGGGUGGCCACGGUGUUACGCAUUUGCGGUUAUAAGGCUCUACUGCGCUAUGAGGGUUUUGAUACAGAUUCGUCAAAGGAUUUCUGGGUAAAUCUGUGUUCUUCCGAGGUCCAUCCGGUUGGUUGGUGUGCAACUCGCGGAAAACCUUUGAUCCCGCCCAAGAGUAUAGCAAAACCGUACAAAGAUUGGAAAGAGUUUUUAGUUAAGCGAUUGUCCAAUGCUAGAACGCUUCCGUCUACGUUUUAUAAUAAAAUCAGCGAAAGUUUUAAAUCUCGUUUCCGAGUUGGUCUCAAUCUGGAAGUAGUGGACAAAAACCGUAUCAGUCAGGUGAAGGUUGCUUCGAUUAACAAGAUUGUGGGGAAGCGGCUUUACGUGCGGUAUUACGAUAGUCCACCGGAUGACAACGGUUUCUGGUGUCAUGAAGACUCUCCACUAAUCCAUCCAGUUGGUUGGGCAACGACUGUAGGUCACAACUUAGCCGCUCCAGAGGAAUACAUGGACCGCAUGAAUGCUGCACGUGACCAGAUUCUGGAACCAAACGAGGAUGAUGCUACUAUGGACUUGUUCAAAACUAAUUUCCAUUUCGAGGAGUAUUAUCUGGAGGGUAAGCAGACUGGUUUCGAGGAAGGUAUGAAGCUGGAGGCCGUUGAUCCUCUUAAUUUGUCGUCGAUCUGUGUUGCAACGGUGAUGUCGGUGUUGAAGUUCGGUUACAUUAUGAUACGUAUCGAUUCGUACGAUCCCGAUGUCAGCGGAGCGGAUUGGUUUUGCUAUCACGAAAAGUCGCCGUGCAUCUUUCCGGUGGGCUUUUGCUGUAGCAAUCAGAUCACCCUAACACCUCCCAAGGGUUAUGAUUUAACAAGCUUCACUUGGGACCAGUACCUGGUAGAUACCAACAGCAAACCUGCGACAGAGGAUCUGUUCCAUCGAGAUUUACUACGACAGAAGUUUAAGGUGGGAAUGAAGCUUGAAUCUGCCGAUCUGAUGGACCCGAGACUGAUCUGUGUGGCAACGAUUUCCCGCGUCGUGGGACGUUUGCUUAAGGUUCACUUCGACGGGUGGGACGAUGAAUACGAUCAGUGGCUGGACAGCGAAAGCCCAGACAUCUACCCGAUCGGAUGGUGCGUUCUGGUAGGUCACAAACUUGAAGGACCUCGUAUACUGCCCAAAAUCCCACCGACGCAGAAAAUCUCCCCCAAGAUUACGAAGAAGGGAAAACGAAAGAAAAAGAUUAUGAAAUACGAGCUGAACACAGCUGAACUGCACCCUGUGGCCACAACACGCACCGCGUCAAUCAAAAAAGAACAGGAGCAGUUCGAACAACAGAAACAAGUUAGUGGCCCCACCCAGAACAACAUCCCUUACUCCAUAUCGGAUCUACACAACAGUUUGGAUCAUAUUCAGUACACAAGCCAUAGCACAGCGAUUUCACUGGAAUCUCGCAGUGCAUCUGGCAGUGGCGCAUCCUCGUCACUUCUCUCAAUCAAACAUGAACCUCCACACGACCCGCUGCUGGGACCGAUCUUCGAUCAUUCAACGGAAAGCAUCGGAGUCGGUGAUGACGACAUGGGCGGUUUAAAAACCGAAGAUGAGGACGGUGAAUCCAACAGUGCCACCGGUAAUCCUUCAUCUGUUCCCUCGGAAAUCACCGACAUUGAGAUGGAAAAAAUCAUUCCACGGCUUAUCAACGACAACGGAACGAGUUCGCCUGACCCUUCGACGGCCGGUGGCCAAAUCAAUCCGGACAGCUGGGAUGUGAAAGACGUGGCCAUGUUCCUUACCGCGAACGAUUGUUCAAUGCACUGCGAGUCGUUCAUGGCCGGUGGCAUCGAUGGUCGGCGGCUACUGCAACUAAGCAAGGAUGAAAUCAUCACCCUGCUAAACAUGAAAGUCGGCCCGUCGCUGAAAAUUUUUGAUCUCAUCCAGCAACUGAAGUGCAAAAUCGAUCCGAGCAAAUCGCGGCUACUCAAAUCCAGUUUGGGAAAAAAGUAUCUGUAGCGAGGUCUUACGGGAGAGACAUAUCCGAUGAGUAUUAACUUAUUUCUCUGUUCUCCAAUUGCGCCACCUGCUGAAAAGUUUUAUUUAGAUGCUUUUCGUUUUUUUUACAACCAGUAGUUUUUCGUCUAGCAAAGUUUAUAGGUUCUUUUUUUAACAAGUACUCUUUCUGUUGUGAUUAAAGAGAAACAUUUUUUUACUAACCAUCGUAUCGGAAAUUCCAAAGCUUUCUGUCGUAGACGAAGUUAAGCAGGUUUGCGCAUAUUGUUUCACGAAUGAACAUUUCCAGUGAUAAAGUGGGCGGGAAGUGAAGAAAGCAAUUACCAAAUACAAAAGAAACAACAUGGAUAACAAAAAACAAUAAAACACUAGUUGAACGUGAACGACAGCGUCACAGAGCUUGCAUUCUGUAGUGUGGGAGUUGUGUGUGCAACAGUGAAUUCUUGCUCGAAUUGCUAAAUAGUGUCUAAAUGGAAAACACAAGAAACAAAGCAAAACAAUACAAAAGUAUAGAAAGUAUACAUGUAUAAAGGUAACAGCUAACAUGCUAGCAGUAGAAUAAUGUUUCAGAAUUUAUUGGAAUAUCUUUUUUACGAGGAAAGAGAAAGCAAAAAGUAUAUUUAGAGUAGACAAACGUGUAAGAAAUAUAAACCGAAAGGAAGUAA